CACUUAGUCUCACAUGAGUCAGGAUAUCUGACACAGGACGGCUGCUCAGUAGUAAUGGUAGCACAAAGUGUAGAGUUACCGACCCGUUGCUACAGCAAUGUUGCUGAGCAACAUCCGAUAACACUAAAGACAUGCUGGGAUCAGGUUAGACGGCAGACUCAGACCUGCUUUUGCUUUUUGCGUCACAAUAGAGCAGCUGUUUUUCAAUUUCAGCACCACGGACAGCGACUGGUCACGGUGAACAGCUCCUAUUGAGCCUUUUUUUGUUUGUUUGUUUGUUUUGAGGCAUUUUCGCUGGCUUUGAAGGGACAAAAAGAAAGUAUGGAUGGAUGCUUCACAAACACUCAAGAAUCUAAGGACAAGUGUGUAACCCUGAAAGACUCUGUUUAGAGGAAUGUUCAGGAAGAUUAAUAAUGUGUUCCGCCCCAACCAUCAUGGACACCGAGGGCGGGAUGGUGAUGGUGGGUUUCGGUCCGAGCAGGACUACCACAACGCCUGCACCGUCAGGCUGGUCCGCAGCACCUCCAUGCUCGUAGUGGGAGAGAAAACUCAGACAGCCGUGGGCUCAACCUUGAAACGAAGUAAAAGUACAGUGAGCAUUGAGUCGACCUUGUACUAUUAUCAGAGACAAGAGGACAGGAUAUGGCUCUACUCUCAGAAUCAGAACUGCUUGGAGUACCUUGAAGCACUUGUUGCUUUGAGACGGCAGUACACAAAGAGCGUGAGUGGUUUGAAAAGUAAUGACACCAAGGCCACCCUGUCCUCCAAAAAGAAGCCUGCACCCCCGCCGCCUACAAAGGAGAAGCUGAUAUCAAGAGUCAAACCCUCUGCCCCUCCGGUCCCCAACGAGGAGGACACGCUGCAGUUCUUUGAUGAGGUCAUCGCCGGCUGUGACACCGAACCUCUGCGCAAACCGUAUAUAGAUGAUGGACACGCAGAUGUUGACUUCAUAGUGGCGUCCAGCUCGGCCGAACACGACCUCCACUCUAACUGGGUCUUGCGGGUUCCUCGAGACGCAGAAGACACUAAACAGAAAGCAGUUCAUGACCGUGCCAAUGAGAGCUCCCGGAAGAAAGAAAAGAAAAAGCAGAGCGGGUCUACAAGCAGCAGACUGCGGCUGCAGAGGAACCCGAUCCAUCUGCCCAAAGUGGUGGAGAGUGCAUUCCAGACUCUGCGCUUCAAGCCCAAAUUAAAAAAGCAGUGAAGCUUGAUAAGACAUUUGAAACCAGCAGCACUGCCAAGCCGCUGCUUAACCUAGUUUGUAUGGACUGACACCAUGCUUUGAUUAAAAUCCAUCUAGACAAUAAUACAUAAAAUAUUUAAAAGGAAUUUUAAUAAAAAACAAGUCAAGGUUCCCACUUCUUUUCAUUUUCCUGAACCUUCCCAAGAUAUUUCUAGGAUAAUACAGGACAGAUCAUAAACAGUCACAUACUUUUCUGAUCGGCCUAGUGGCCACACAUUCAACCUGUUUUAUUCCUUCUUUUUUAUUGAUGCAGGGUUCAUGAUGAGGUGUCUCAGUUCAUUAGAGAUGACGGCUACACCUAUCCCCACUAACUGAACAAAAAGGCUUUCUGACCUUUAAAAGCCUACAUCCAUCCAAGUGACACCCAGGUCCAGUCUUAAUUAAAAUGAUUGAUUGUAAUAUGCUUUCCUAUCAUCUUUGAAUUGGUUCUAAAGUGUCUCAAAGCGACAAUCUGAAAAAAUUAUUAGACCAUUGUUUUCUUC
Centropristis striata (black sea bass) is the source of this 1725-nucleotide messenger RNA. RefSeq lists its product as uncharacterized. The transcript is spliced from 3 exons. The record is from RefSeq and is a predicted model, not a curated record. Bases 395 to 1204 code for a protein of 269 amino acids. Lineage: Eukaryota; Metazoa; Chordata; Actinopteri; Perciformes; Serranidae.